Messenger RNA from Alternaria arborescens, 1551 nucleotides. RefSeq lists its product as hypothetical. The transcript is spliced from 2 exons. NCBI's taxonomy places the organism in Eukaryota, Fungi, Ascomycota, Dothideomycetes, Pleosporales, Pleosporaceae. Bases 1 to 1551 code for a protein of 516 amino acids. The record is from RefSeq and is a predicted model, not a curated record. Gene Ontology annotation, molecular function: DNA-binding transcription factor activity, RNA polymerase II-specific; transcription cis-regulatory region binding. Gene Ontology annotation, biological process: regulation of DNA-templated transcription. Gene Ontology annotation, cellular component: nucleus.
AUGUCUGAUCUGCCAGCACUGAACUCAUACGCUCAAACCCCGGCAGGCGUGGAGCCUGGACCGGAACAUUGGAAGGGCGGGCAUGGAUCAGACGAGGAGGACACAUUACCUCCGGCGCCUAUUUUGACACCUGUCGCCCCUGUCGAUGACUCCAUAUACAGUCUACCCAUCAAUUCUCUUUACGAGGUAACGAGACUCCCCACUCUCGGUGUCGGAAAUGUGUUGCCGUCUACUCAGCGGAACCAUCAGAGUCACGACUUCAUAACACGACGCCUAAUUCCAGAAGCUGCAGCGGAGAGUUUGUUCACCACAUUCAUUCGUCUCGAUUACUUCUGCUACGGUCUCAUGUGCCCCUACAGCACUCUCAGAGACCUUCGAGCCAGCUCUCCGAUGCUUACCGCUGCCUUAUGCGCAGUAGCUGCACUGCAUGAUCCCGAUGGCUCUUCAGUAUUCAAGACAUGUCAUGCAGAGUAUCAAAGAUUAGUCAUGGGGAGCAUGUUCGUUGUGUCACAAUCUUCCGACACUAUCAGAGCGCUUAUAAUUGGCGCUUACUGGUUAGCUGAUAUAUCAUACACGUUGCCUGGGCAUGCUAUCCGCUUGGCCAUGAGACUCAAUUACCACUUGGCCUACUACGCGGUCAUAAAGGGCGGCGCAGAGCAAGAAGACAUUAUAAAAGCACGUCUUUGGUAUAUCCUAUACAUCCAUGACCAUCAGUCGAGCAUCUUCAACGGUCGACCUGCUUUGAUCUCCGCUUCUGAAGAGCCCCAUCAACAAUGGGAAGCCUUCGUCCGAAUCAACGAGAACCAAGAAGUAGAUUUGAGAAUGUCAAGUCAGAUUGCGCUCUAUCACAUCACGUCGAAGGUCAGAGAUGUCUUCGGAGGCGACCCGUCACAGGGUGUACCGAAUCACAGUCUACCCCAGCUUCGUGGGUACUUCGCCGAAUUAGAUCGAUGGUACAUGAUCUGGGGCAACAGAAUGCCACGAAACGCCCACGUUGGGUGGUUCCCAAGAGAUGGUGCCAUCUUGAAUUACCAUUUCGCUCGGCUGCACCUCUGCUCCUACGUCUUCCGAGGCUUGCCUCUAGGAUUUCUGCCUAGCGCAUCUGUCGAGGUGCAGGAAUUUGGGAGAACCGCAGUCACGUCUGCCGCAGCUGUGCUGAGCUUAGCCGUUGAACGUGACGAUUUACGAUCAGCACUUGUCGGUAUGCCCAUAUACUACCAUGCCAUGAUCAAUUUCGCGGCCGUGUUUCUUAUCAAGGCAGCUAAGAUUGGUUUCCCGGAUUCUACAGCGGUGAAUGCUCCAGCCGUACUGUCACAGGUGAACGAUUGUGUACGCGAACUUCGUGCACAGAAAGCUUCCAGUCAACACCUUGUAUAUCAUCUGGCUAAUGGCUUGGAAGGAUACAUGAAGGUGCUUUCUGAUCCCAAUCAAGAUGUCUCAAUGCUUCCGGCACCUAUGAGCGUUUUGGGAGAUAACGCCUCGACACUGAGUACAGCGGAUUCGAUCUUUAUGCUCGACACUUUUGAUCUGUUUUCCUAUGUGAAUAUGUAG